This is a messenger RNA of Limanda limanda (common dab), 2794 nucleotides long. RefSeq names its product immunoglobulin superfamily, member 8 (gene igsf8). The transcript is spliced from 8 exons. Lineage: Eukaryota; Metazoa; Chordata; Actinopteri; Pleuronectiformes; Pleuronectidae. Bases 248 to 2167 code for a protein of 639 amino acids. The record is from RefSeq and is a predicted model, not a curated record.
AUCACCCCCUGCGAUGCCAACCCGCCCCACGUCCGGACCGCACGGCUCGCUUGUCUGAUCGCACCACUGACCCGGGAUAAGGUGCUGCAGCAGCGGGCGUGCUGAGGGAGAUGCACCGGAGACAAAGACGGUCGCUGUGCACGCUGGGUCGGUUCCACUAUGAUCGGCGGUGGAGAAGCGCGGAGAGAGAAGUCUGACUCGACCUAAUCCAGCAGGACACCGGCCGAGGAGGGAAGAGGGGGGGGCGAUGAGGAGCACGAUGGCCUCGAUGAAAACACCAUUAUUCCUGUUCCUGCACUGGGUGCUGCAGUGUGCUGUGUGUCGCGACGUCACCCUUCCCAUUGGGAACCUCUACCGAGUUGCAGGGUUCCAGCUCUCCGUGCCCUGUGUGGUGUCAGGAUACGACGGCCCGCGCACACAGGAUUUCGAGUGGUUCCUGUACAGGGACGAUGCAGGUGGCAAGCAGCUGGGCGUGGUGUCCACCAGGGACAAGGGUUUCCCCUACGCACCCUUCCAGGCCCGGGUGAGGAACGGGGAGGUGAGGGUCGAGAGGGAUUCUGGGGACCGGGUCCGACUGGUGAUCCAGAGGCUCCGCGCCGACGACCAGGGGAAAUACGAGUGCUACACACCCAGCACAGACACUGCCUACCAGGGAAACUACAGUGGCUCAGUAACUGUCAAAGUGAUCCCGGACACACUCCAGAUCAGCUUCACCCGCUCGCUCACCGGCCAGCCCGUGCCGGAGGGGGCGGAGUUAACCCUGACGUGCUCAUCCAGCAUCCGGUCGGAGCAGCUCACACAUCUCUCCAUCAUGUUUGGGAAGCGUGGCGGUGCCGAGGCCCCGGGGGGCGGAGCCGGAGGAGGGGAGGUCAGCACCGUCAGAGAGAUCAUCGCCAUCGACAACCUGCUGGGGAUCGUCCCCGGGCGUUCCUACAAGAAGCGCUACGACAAUGGCGAGAUCACGCUGGAGAAGAGGAACGGAGAGGGCGGGCAGGACGUGUACCUGAUGAAGAUGAGAGCGGUCCAGCCAGACGACGCCGGCUCGUAUUUCUGUGAGGCCACGCAGUGGAUCCGGGACCCCGACCGCUCGUGGCAGAAGAUCGCACAGAGAACGCUGGAUAUUGGCAACUUGACUGUUCAGCAACUAGCCGAGUCCCUGAGUGUAACGUCCUCGCCCAGAGGGGAGGUCACCCAGCAGAUCGGCUCUCCUCUCAUCCUGACCUGUGAGGUGCUGGGGCUGCCCUCUGAAGUGACCUCUGGCCUGCUGGUGCAGUGGAUGAAGAGGGGAUCUGUGAGCAGCAGUGACGUCAGUAGCGGAGGAGUUGAGGUGGAGGUGGCCAGGAUGAGCACGGGCGGCGUGGUGAGCUGGGGCGAUGACCUCAGCAGAGCGAGUGGCGGCUCCAUGGAGAAAGUGGCGGAGGGGAAGUACGCUCUGAAGCUUUUCUCCGCCCGGCCGUCCGACACGGGGGUGUACCGGUGUGUGGUGAGUGUGUACGCCGGGAGGGCAAACCCCAGCCCGGCUACGGCGGCGACGCUCACCCAGAAGUCUGAGGGAGUCACGGUCAACCUGAAGACCAAAGAUGUGCUGGUGUCAGUCGCGGCUCAGCUCCCUCGGGGCCCGCUGCUGAAGAGAGGCAGCACCAUCACCCUCAUCUGCAACGUCACCGUGACAACCACAGGCCCCGCCCAGGUGCAGGUCCAGUGGCUGCGCUGGCCAAUCCCGGCACCAGUGUUCAGGAGGGGACCGGGUUCAGCCGUUGACGUUGCUUCGUCAGAGGCCCCAGAUGUAUUGAAACCCACACAGGUGGCUGCUCUCAUGUACGACGGCGUGGCGGACAUCUACGUCAACGGCAGCGAGAUCAGCAUCGACCGCCUCUCGGCCAUCAGCUACCGACUGAGGGUCCACGCCGCAACGAUGGAGGAUCAGGGCAUGUAUGCGUGUCAUGCCGAGGCGUGGGGUCAGGACCCGCACGGAGGCUGGUACAACACGGGAGUCCGGGCGGAAUCGAACGCAGUGACCGUUUACCUGUACGCGAGAGCUGCCGACCUCCUCCUCAUCCCUCUGGUUGUCGGCGUCUCCUCCGCCUUGUUCGUGGGCAUCGUCAUCAUCGCCACAGUGACCUGCUGCUUCAUGAAGCGCCUGGCGAAGCAGCGCGCUCGGAAGUAGGUGUCCUCUGUCGGCGCCCGUCUGAAAUCUGCUCGGUCACGAAGGGGCCGAUGCUCAGAACACCACGGGUGAAAUAACUUCAAGACUGAGCGAAGUGAGAAAAGACUUUGUGACCUUCACAGCUCAUCUUCUGUGUUCUGACGUAAACAAUCAAUGCCAAAUGAUUCUGUUUUCUAUUCUCUUAUAUUUUAUAUCCAAACCUCCUCUGGAAAAACAACGUGUUUUAGUGAGCGCUGCAUCGCACACCCACGCCACCACUCCCACUCCUCGUGUGGGUAGACUAGAAACCAGUUUCCAUGAUAGUCGAACCCACUUUCUUCUCUAUCCCCUUGUCCAAGCUAAUCUUUCUGUUUAAACCGGAAAAAGGGUCAAAAGACAGAGGUACGAUUUUGUUGAUGAGGUCAAACGUUUAGAUGUGAGUAACCGUACAGAGUUAUAGAUGUCCUCUAAGAAGUGAGAUGCUAAUGCUACAUAGUUUGAUAACGGUUCUAGUUCCUUACAAAACAAAGACCGUUCUGUUUUCACAAAUACCACUCGUCUCUUCCUGAAACUGCUUGUUUUCCUUUUAGCACAAUAUCCCAACUCUGUCUAAAUGUACACGCAGCUUCCAGCACUGUCACAUGCUGU